AUGGUCAAGUGCUGGCGCUUGCGCGCGCGUAUUUUGCUAGUGCUGCGUUCGAUCCAGUGCGAGAUUUCCAGCAACGAGGGUUCCUUGAACUGUUUAAAUCAAGUGUGCACACGUAACAGUGUCCGAAAUGUGGUGCACGUGUUUUCGGACUAUGUGGAGAGAACGCGCCGUGCAGCAGGAGGCAAGGUGGAGAGACACACGAGAGAGGCUCGGUUGUGCUGGGACGACUUACCGGUGGACGACGCGAUCGACGAAGCUGCAGAGAGGGUUGGCAUCGUGGAUGAAGUGCUGCUAGCUGAUGAAAAUAUUUACGUCAACGUGUUAAAAGCAUGUAUGGAGAUCGAGGAUUUCUUCACGUUUAAAGAUGCGUUCCGCGGGAUGGUAGCUCGAGGUGUGGCUCGUACUGCUGGAUUCGGGUCAGCGAUUCGUUAUUGUCACAAGCAUUUGGAUCCAGUGUUCCUUGAAGAAGUGUUGGACGUGACCAGACCAAGCCAAGGAGCUGUUCUCGCAAUUGCUGAAAAACUCGUCGAUAGUGCCCGGCAUAUUACGAUGCUUGAGAUGGUGGAGAGUCAGUGCAACGCCUCGAUCGGGGAGGCGUUUAAUCUCAUGGACGUGUUUCUUGAGUGGAAGCUAACAUCGAAUAUUCAGGUGUUCACAUCGCUCCUGUCCAUCUACAUGCGCCGUCGUGAAGUAGGCAAUGCUGUUGCGCUCAUUGGUGCGAUGGAAGAGCAUGAUAUCGUUCCGGAUGUGAAGGCAUUCACGACUGUGGCGUUCAUUCAUGCAUCCCGCGGUGACUUGAAGGCUGUGGGAGACGUGUUACGAGACAUGGCGAGUCAAGGUGUUGCUACCGACAGGAUGCUCUUUGACUACGUCCUCAACACACUGUACGGGUCUUGCGGUAUCGACAUUUGUUUCUUGCUCUUGCGUGAGCUGAGUGCAAACGAGCUGGCGAUUCCAGGCGGACUGUACGUCUUGCUAAUUGGUCUCGGCACCACGAUUGGUUUGAUUGAGCGCACGGUGCAGAUUGCGUACAACAUGGAGUGCGAAGGCUACCAUCUCUCAUCGAAGCAGUUGUACGCGUUGAUAAUGCGUUGUCACUCGGACGGCGAGAUUUCGGAGUUUGUGCGGACGUUUGUGCUGUUACACCAGGGCGUGCCGCCUCAGACUCCGCGCGUUGAGGUGGAAAUGUAUGAAGAUUUCGUGGUGAAGUCGAUCUCACAAAAUUGCUUCUAUGAGUGUCGAUCUUCCACUUGCCCAGACUUGCCGACUCACGGAGGGGGUACUCCGAUCCGUGCCUUGUUGUAUGACCUUGUGCUCACCUUGUGUACCCGUCGGUUGGGCUGGCUUGAGCUCUUCGUAACGGCCUUGGGAGAUGUCGAUCUCGCUGAGAGGUUGGGUUGA
Peronospora matthiolae is the source of this 1401-nucleotide messenger RNA. The record is from the annotation of a GenBank genome assembly. NCBI's taxonomy places the organism in Eukaryota, Oomycota, Peronosporomycetes, Peronosporales, Peronosporaceae.